This is a messenger RNA of Daldinia caldariorum, 1119 nucleotides long. RefSeq lists its product as uncharacterized. The record is from RefSeq and is a predicted model, not a curated record. Bases 298 to 948 code for a protein of 216 amino acids. NCBI's taxonomy places the organism in Eukaryota, Fungi, Ascomycota, Sordariomycetes, Xylariales, Hypoxylaceae. The transcript has a single exon.
UGCGCCCCGGAUCCCAUUCUUCGAGCUGAAAAACAGUAGUGAAGCUUGGCUAUCCCAUCAUACAGACAGACAGCUCGACUCUUCGGGAUUCUCCAACUAUCAGCUCUAGUAGCUGAUAUAUACUGUGCAACCCAAACAUAAGCCUCGGUGCUUACCUAUGAAAUCCGGCUACGAUACAAAGUAGUACAUAUCCCGUCUUUUCUUUACGACCAUUCGUUCUCUUCUACUUUGAGGAGAGCAUACCAUCUAUUCCUUCUAUUAUCUCUCAGCCUACAUAUCCUACACAUAACAGUCACGAUGCGAGGCUUAACCAAGUCAUCACUCUUUCACAAAAAGUCUAAGGGCAGCCUUCACGGCAGGAAGGACAGCGUCGAAGAGCACUCCACCUCUCACACGCGUAAAUGGAGUACGUCGAGCACCGUCUCGUCGGCGAGCAGCUCUCCCGAUGCAAAACUGUACGACCCGCUGUCGUUACACCCGCCCCUAAAUCUGAACACAUCGCCAAACAUUAUCCCGGAGUAUGACGAGGCGCGAUGCGAGGAGCAAGAGGAGCGGGAACGCCGAUUCCUGGAACGGAGACCGCAACACCCCGCGGAGCACAUGGAGAGCGCCGCCGAGUAUUCGCCCAGCAAGGGCCGCAAUUGCUCUUUCGUCCGGCCGACCAGCGGUCGCCCCUACACCUACGACCAGAACGUCCAGUGGCCGCUUAAGGAUUGGCAGACGAUCCCGCCCGGACUAGCUGAGCUCGAUUCUUCCCCUCCGUCACCUUCUUCACCUUCUUCACCUACCACCCAGCAGCCUACCUACCGCCGGCGGCCGACGGAUUGGAUGAACGAGAGAGACGCGCUGUUUAAGCGCGGCGAGUGGAAGCGCAGGGGCAUAGUGUUCCACCUCGACUCGGACGACGAACGGGAACAAGAGCAGCACUUCGAACUACCUGAAUGCUAAAAGAAGAAAAAAAAAGAAGAAGAAAAGCGUUCAUAUACCUAAACUAAUCACCGCUUUACUAAAAAAAAAAAAAAGUUUCUUAACUUAUUAUUCGACACCGUGUUUUACUACGACUAUUGUUACUACUCCCACUAUUACUACUACCACUACCACUACUUUACUAUUGUCAUU